Bolinopsis microptera is the source of this 1068-nucleotide messenger RNA. RefSeq names its product AP-2 complex subunit sigma. Gene Ontology annotation, cellular component: membrane coat; intracellular membrane-bounded organelle; AP-2 adaptor complex. Gene Ontology annotation, biological process: clathrin-dependent endocytosis; intracellular protein transport. The transcript is spliced from 3 exons. The record is from RefSeq and is a predicted model, not a curated record. NCBI's taxonomy places the organism in Eukaryota, Metazoa, Ctenophora, Tentaculata, Lobata, Bolinopsidae. Gene Ontology annotation, molecular function: clathrin-cargo adaptor activity. The coding region runs from base 1 to 429 and encodes 142 amino acids.
AUGAUCAGGUUUAUGUUGAUCCAGAACAGGGCAGGGAAGACCAGGUUAGCAAAAUGGUACAUGAGUUUUGAUGACGAGGAGAAACAAAAACUUAUUGAAGAGGUUCAUGCAUGCGUAACAGUCCGAGACGCAAAACAUACCAAUUUUGUAGAGUUCAGAAACUACAAGAUAGUUUAUAGAAGAUAUGCUGGUCUUUACUUUUGUAUGUGUGUCGACGUUGAAGAGAAUAACCUGAUGUGCCUAGAAGCUAUUCAUAAUUUUGUUGAGGUUCUGAAUGAAUACUUCCACAACGUAUGUGAGCUGGACUUGGUGUUCAACUUCUAUAAAGUUUACACGGUAGUGGACGAAAUGUUCCUUGCGGGGGAGAUAAGGGAGACAAGUCAAAACAAGGUGUUGCGUCAACUUACUGCUCUUAACCAGCUGGAGUGAAACUGUUUGUGAGGGAGGAAUGUGAGGAGUGUUAGGAAUGUCGAUAUAACAACAUUUUUAUUGUGAUAUUUUACACUGCUGGCAGAUCAAUACAAAGAUUGUUUCUUGAAUUUCGUUUACGAUUGGUUAGCUUUUAGAUUAAAUCUGGGUGAAAAAUUGUUAUUAUGUUUAUAAUACAUUCAUGUUCAUCGCUUAUAUACGAACACUCGUACUGUUAGUACUAUUUUUAGAUCAGAGAUAGAGACAUAUUGAAGAUGUCGAAACGUAUCAUGUACAUGUACAGGGCGGUCUGUACGUAUAUUCUUACGUUCAAAUGGCAUUUCAGGUUCAAAAGUUUUGCAUUUGAGGUAACAUUUAAAUCGUUGAUAUUUUGAACAAUAUAUAGCUUCUUUAAGAGCCCUUUAUAUUUUAGGCGUAUUGAGUAAAUUGUGGCAUCUUUAGCUUUUGUAUGACUACUUCGGUAAGAUUUUUACUUAGAUUUCAAAGUAACCAUAACCGAAGUUAAUCUUGCUAUUGUUCGAGCUGAUCAUUUGCAUUUAACUCAUGUGCAUGUUUUGCACAGGUGCAUGUCAUGUCUUACUGUUAUUUUUGAUUGUUUAUAAUGUAAUUUACUAAUUUUGAUGUAUCACAUACUUUGUG